AUCAAGCAACUGCAUGAACUAAAAACCAAUUGACUGUGCCACCUGAAUCGUGUAACCAACAAAAGUUCUUGCUGUAUUCGAUUUUUUUUUUCAGAGUUUCCUUUUUACCAAUUUCCAAGAGAAUUUAAUCAAAAAGAAAAAAAACUUGAAGAUUGUUCGAGUGUGCGGAGAACAUUGAGUGCGGUUCACCUGCUGGCUGCAUUUUAAAUAAACGAGGCAAGCAAUCAGCUAAAAAAAAACGAAAAUAGAGAGAGAGAAAAAUAUAACAAACAGAGGGAGAAAGGUCCCUGGACAAGAUGUCGCAACAUUUCACAUCGAUAUUUGAGAACCUGCGUUUUGCGGCCAUCAAACGUACGACAAAUGCACAACAGCAGCAGCAGCAACAACAACAACAGCAGCAGCAACAAAAAACAGCCACGCCCCCACAACCAACUACUCCAGAACAAAGUAGAACAAAAAUCAAAAAUGCUCAAACAACGCCAACAGUAAAUGGCAAUGGACUCUUGAGCAAAAAUCUUGACGGCACAGUCGACUCAUCCUCCAGUCAUGAAGUGGACACAACCUCAACCACAGCGGUCGCGGCAACAACAGCAGCAGCAGCAACAGCAUCAGGAGGAGUACCAAUUGGGAUAGGUGGCGGUGGCAGUGGUGGCGGCGGCGGCACGCCAAUGAAACACCACAAGCGUGCCAGCAUCUCAACAGCUUCGACACCCGUACGCGAACGACGUGGCACCAACACAAGCAUCGUUGUGGAACUAGAUGGCAGUAGCACCAGUGGCGGGGGACAGCAAGCUGCUUUUGCCUCAGGCAGUGGCACAGCAUCCGGUAAAAGUUCUCGCGAACUUUCGCCUUCGCCAAAAAACCAACAGCCAAGAAAAAUGUCACAGGAUUACCGUUCGCGUGCCGGCAGUUUCAUGCACUUGGACGACGAGGGACGGAGCUUAUUAAUCCGCAAACCCAUGCGCUUGAAGAACAUUGAGGGUAGACCCGAAGUAUAUGACACGAUGCAUUGCAAAGGUGGCGAGGUCUUAAGCUGUUCGAAGGCCACCUGUACAAGCAGCAUAAUGAACUUUGGCACUGCCCCAGUGGAAGCACGUAAAACCGAUUUAGUCCUGGAACAUGCCAAGGACUUUCUGGAUCAGUAUUUUUCAUCUAUUAAACGCUCCUCGUCGACUGCUCAUGAAACCCGCUGGAAACAGGUGCGCCAAAGCAUAGAAACCACAGGACAUUAUCAGUUGACCGAAACGGAGCUAAUUUAUGGUGCCAAAUUAGCAUGGCGCAAUUCCUCACGUUGCAUUGGACGGAUUCAAUGGUCAAAGUUGCAGGUUUUUGAUUGUCGUUAUGUGACUACCACAAGUGGCAUGUUUGAGGCAAUUUGCAAUCACAUUAAAUAUGCAACCAAUAAAGGCAAUUUGAGAUCGGCCAUCACCAUAUUUCCACAACGCACAGAUGCCCGUCAUGAUUAUCGCAUUUGGAAUAGUCAACUUAUAUCCUAUGCGGGCUAUAAGCAAGCUGAUGGCAAAGUUAUUGGUGAUCCCAUGAAUGUGGAGUUUACAGAGGUCUGCGCCAAAUUGGGCUGGAAGAGCAAAGGCACUGAAUGGGAUAUAUUACCAUUGGUGGUCUCGGCCAAUGGUCAUGAUCCGGACUAUUUUGAUUAUCCACCAGAAUUGAUAUUGGAAGUGCCGCUGACUCAUCCCAAAUUCGAGUGGUUUACGGAUUUGAGUUUACGUUGGUACGCUCUACCCGCAGUGUCCAAUAUGCUGUUCGAUGUGGGCGGCAUACAGUUUACGGCUACCACAUUCAGCGGUUGGUACAUGUCAACGGAGAUUGGCUGUCGGAAUUUAUGCGAUACAAAUCGCCGCAAUAUGUUGGAGACUGUUGCACUGAAAAUGAAUUUGGAUACAAGGACACCGACAUCACUGUGGAAGGAUAAGACCGUUGUCGAGAUGAAUAUUGCCGUAUUGCAUUCGUUUCAGAGUCGUAAUGUCACAAUUGUGGAUCAUCACACGGCCAGUGAAAGUUUUAUGAAACAUUUCGAAAAUGAAUCCAAACUCAGAAAUGGAUGCCCAGCGGAUUGGAUAUGGAUUGUGCCACCGCUUUCUGGCUCUAUUACGCCCGUAUUCCAUCAGGAAAUGGCUUUGUAUUAUUUGAAGCCUUCGUUUGAAUACCAGGAUCCAGCUUGGCGUACGCACAUUUGGAAGAAAGGACGCGGCGAGAGCAAAGGCAAAAAGCCAAGACGUAAAUUCAAUUUUAAACAAAUCGCUAGGGCUGUGAAAUUUACAUCGAAAUUAUUCGGAAGAGCCUUGUCAAAACGCAUCAAGGCCACUGUAUUAUAUGCCACAGAGACUGGCAAAUCGGAGCAAUAUGCUAAGCAAUUGUGUGAGCUGCUAGGACAUGCAUUCAAUGCUCAGAUAUAUUGCAUGUCUGACUACGAUAUAUCGUCAAUUGAGCAUGAGGCAUUGCUAAUUGUUGUGGCCUCCACUUUUGGCAAUGGCGAUCCACCUGAGAAUGGCGAACUCUUCUCACAGGAUUUGUAUGCCAUGCGUGUACAGGAAUCGGGAGAGCAUGGCUUACAGGAUUCUAGCAUGGGCGUGACAUCAUCCAAAUCCUUUAUGAAGGCCAGCUCCAGGCAGGAUUUCAUGAAGCUGCCUCUGCAACAGGUGAAGAAAAUCGAUCGAUGGGAUUCGCUACGUGGUUCCACAUCAGACACCUUUACGGAUGAGACUUUUGGUCCUCUGUCGAAUGUUCGAUUUGCCGUGUUUGCUUUAGGCUCAUCAGCAUACCCGAAUUUCUGUGCUUUUGGCCAAUAUGUGGACAAUAUUUUGGGUGAAUUGGGCGGUGAGAGACUUUUGAAGAUUGCCCAUGGUGAUGAGAUGUGCGGCCAAGAGCAAUCAUUUAGAAAAUGGGCACCGGAGGUCUUCAAGCUCGCUUGUGAAACCUUUUGCUUGGAUCCGGAAGAAAGUCUCUCGGAUGCCUCACUGGCUCUGCAAAACGAAUCUCUGACCGUCAACACUGUGCGCCUAGUGCCCUCGGUUAGCAAGGUGAGCUUGGACACAGCCCUCUCCAAGUAUCACAACAAGAAGGUGCAUUGUUGCAAGAUCAAGGCUCAGCCACACAAUUUGACCAAGUUGAGUGAGGGAUCCAAAACUACAAUGUUACUAGAAAUCUGUGCUCCUGGAUUGGACUAUGAGCCCGGCGAUCAUGUUGGCAUAUUUCCAGCAAAUCGAAAGGAAAUUGUCGAUGGUCUACUCGAUCGUUUGGUGGGCGUGGAGAAUCCCGACGAAGUUCUGCAAUUGCAACUGCUUAAGGAGAAGCAGACUUCGAAUGGCAUAUUCAAGUGUUGGGAACAACAUGACAAGGUACCAGCAGAUACUUUAAGAAAUCUUUUAGGAAGAUUUUUCGAUCUAACGACACCACCAUCGAGGCAAUUGCUUACCCUAUUGGCUGGCUUCUGCGAUGACAAUGUGGAUAAGGAGAGGCUCGAGUUGCUGGCAAAUGACUCAUCGGCCUAUGAAGAUUGGCGACAUUGGCGUAUUCCACAUUUGCUCGAUAUAUUCGAGGAGUUCCCGUCAUGUCGACCCCCAGCAUCUUUACUAGUGGCACAUCUAACCCCCUUGCAGCCCCGAUUCUAUUCGAUUUCGUCAUCACCACGAAAGGUGAGCGACGAAAUCCAUUUGACGGUGGCCAUUGUAAAAUAUCGCUCCGAGGAUGGCCAAGGUGAUGAGCGUUAUGGAGUUUGCUCCAAUUAUCUGGCUGGUCUCACAGGCGACAAUGAGGUCUUUAUCUUUGUGCGUAAUGCGGUGGGCUUCCAUUUGCCCGCUGACAAAAGUCGUCCAGUGAUUCUAAUUGGACCAGGCACUGGUAUUGCUCCAUUCAGAUCAUUCUGGCAGGAAUUCCAGGUUCAACGUGAAGUGGAUGCUGCAGCACCGUUGCCAAAGGUAUGGCUCUUCUUUGGUUGUCGCAAUCGCGAUGUGGAUCUGUAUGCCGAGGAGAAGGCCCAGUUACAGAAGGAGCAAAUAUUGGAUAGAGUAUUUUUGGCAUUAUCACGUGAGCCAGAUAUUCCCAAGACGUAUGUACAGGAUCUGAUUGAACAGGAAUUUGAUUCGUUGUACAAUUUGAUUGUACAGGAAAGGGGGCAUGUCUAUGUCUGCGGCGAUGUCACAAUGGCCGAGCAUGUGUACCAGACCAUCAGAAAGUGCAUUGCUGGCAAGGAGCAGAAAACUGAAGCGGAAGUUGAGACAUUUUUGCUAACAUUACGCGAUGAGAAUCGCUAUCAUGAGGAUAUAUUCGGCAUCACAUUGCGAACAGCGGAAAUACACACCAAAUCCAGAGCCACAGCCAGAAUACGCAUGGCAUCGCAGCCGUAAAAGAUGAAGAAGACCACAUACAACCACAUUUGAUGAAGACCUUUUUAAUGAACAAAUAUAUAUUUUAUUCCAACACUCUUUUUGGUAAUAUUGCAUAAGUUUUUGUGGAUUAAGCCUAUUCAAUGGGUAACUCGCUUUGAGGUGUUCCGUUUUAAAAGUGAUUUAAAAUACAUUAAAGUGAUUUUGAUGGCCAAGUGUGAAGUUGGCUUUCCUUGAAACAUUAAAUUAUGUUGUUCGGGAAACAAUAACUUCAGAUAACUCUUCUGAACGUCUCUGUAAAUCAAAGAUUAUGCUUUUUUGGGUAGUUAUUUGAUCUAUUUUAAAUACUCCUGCCUCCAAAAAUACUUAUCUUUACGUAUUUUAGCUCACUUUUAAUUUAUAUAACCCUAAACAUUACA
Molecule: messenger RNA, 4765 nt
Organism: Drosophila willistoni
Lineage: Eukaryota; Metazoa; Arthropoda; Insecta; Diptera; Drosophilidae
Gene: Nos
Product: nitric oxide synthase
Exons: 18
Coding region: 297-4367 (1356 amino acids)
Biological process (GO): nitric oxide biosynthetic process
Molecular function (GO): calmodulin binding; nitric-oxide synthase activity; flavin adenine dinucleotide binding
Source: RefSeq, a predicted model, not a curated record